Messenger RNA from Ictalurus punctatus (channel catfish), 1702 nucleotides. RefSeq names its product inhibitor of nuclear factor kappa-B kinase subunit alpha. Bases 114 to 1400 code for a protein of 428 amino acids. Gene Ontology annotation, molecular function: ATP binding; protein serine/threonine kinase activity. Lineage: Eukaryota; Metazoa; Chordata; Actinopteri; Siluriformes; Ictaluridae. The record is from RefSeq and is a predicted model, not a curated record. Gene Ontology annotation, cellular component: autophagosome; cytoplasm. The transcript has 5 exons. Gene Ontology annotation, biological process: autophagy; autophagosome organization; peptidyl-serine phosphorylation.
UAUUUUCACUUUGGGGAAUGAGGGUGUGGUGAGAAUGAAAAGAUCUCAAUCUGCAGCACUUUCUUCAUAAAACAAUAACCGCUGAGCAAAUCUGAGCAACUGCUGAGCAGAAGAUGGAACCUUCUACAAAAACCCUGGCAGAGGGCUGUUUUGGGAAAGUGUAUAAGCAAAAGUACAAAGACAAAUGGACCGCGCUGAAGAAAGUGCCUGUGUACGUCAUCACUAAGGAACAGCUUUCCAGAGAGUGCCGAGUUUAUGAGAAAGCACAACACAACAACGUGGUGAGGCUCCUCGGGAUGCCGUGGCUGGAAGACAACAAGUGGCACAUUCCCCUGGAGUUCGUCUUCGGAGAGGAUCUUGAGACGGCCAUAUUUAACGUGCAGAAAUCGAAAAUACAGCUAUCGUCGGUGAAGGCCACCAUCAUCACGGGUAUGUGUGAAGGAUUGAACUUCCUGCACAGCAAAGACAUCGUCCACCAGGACCUCAAACCAGACAACAUCAUGAUUGAGCACGGAUCUAAUCGUGCUGUGAUCAUUGACAUGGGCCUGGCAAAAUUCUUCAGAAACGGCUUAAGCUCUGCCGGAAACAUGGGCAACACGGCGUACUCUGCUCCUGAGAUCUGGCAAGGAAACGUUCGAGACAAGCAUUCAGAUGUGUGGGCCAUGGGCAAAAUCAUUGCCGAACUUUGCCAUAGGGUCAGGCUUCCAACCCAUAGUGUGACUCCGACCAAGGUUAAAGAGUCUCUGAAAGACAAUCCAUACUGUAGCGUUGUGUCCAGGAUGGUGAUGACACGUGCAGUAGAGAGAGCCUCCAUGGCUGAAGUGAUUGGCGAGAUCCGGCAAAUUGAGGCAGGACCAGGAAGACGAAACGCAGGUUUGAUGGGUGCCGGUGGACCAGGAAGACAAAACACAGGUUUGAGGGGUGCCUGUGGACCAGGAGCUGCUGAUCUUGGAUUGGGGAGAAAAUUGGGCCCGUUCAACCCUAACCCAACACACCAUGAAACACCUGCUAAACACAUCCAGCAAAGCCCAUUUCCACGACAGAAAGCCACCAUGGCUGAACUGAUUGGCAAGACCCGGCAAAUCGAUGCAGGAGCAGGAAGACAAAACGCAGGUUUGCUGGGUGCUUGGGGACCAGGAGCUGCUGAUCUUGGAUUCAGGAGAAAAUGGGACCUGCUCGACCCUUUCCCAACGCACCAUGAAACACCUGCUAAACACAUCAACCAGAGCCCAUUACCACGACGUUCACCUUUUGCUCCUGAGAAAAUGUUCUCACCAAUGGCUUUUCCGUCCCCUUUACCAUCAGAGGGAACGGUUAAUCGUCACGAGGUAGAGUUCAAACAAAUAGUCAUGAGGAACAGCAAGGUUGUUAAGUACGAAGAUGUGAAAUUUACCAAGUGAACUACACAAGAAGUUGUCUAGAAAUGAUUUAAUACAUUUUCCAAUACGCUGGGUGGUGACUGUUUUUACAAUUGUUUUAAAAGCGUUUACGUGUUAUAAUAUGUCAUAAAAUAAUAUCCACUAGUAAAUGUUGGGUAAAUAUGGGGGGGAUAUUGCUUCUGAAAACUACAGUAGAUAAUAAUGAAUAAAUAAAACCUCUGUGUAAAACUGGAAGCGACAUAAAUAUGUUAGAUUCUAAAAUCACUGGACAGAAAUGAGAAAUAAAUUCCACUAUACUGUGGUGUACAUAUGUGCUGAAUAUA